Messenger RNA from Labrus mixtus (cuckoo wrasse), 850 nucleotides. RefSeq lists its product as uncharacterized. The coding region runs from base 100 to 711 and encodes 203 amino acids. The transcript has 4 exons. Lineage: Eukaryota; Metazoa; Chordata; Actinopteri; Labriformes; Labridae. The record is from RefSeq and is a predicted model, not a curated record.
GCACCGUUAUGAACUGUUGUGUUACCGGCACCAUUAUGCUUUCUAUUUGUUUGAUCGGUUGAAUACCAUCAUUACCAUAGUAGGGUUACGGUCUGAACAAUGUUACAAGGAUAUAUCGUUUCCAUCAUUCCAGGGACUCCUCAGCAAACCAGACAUCUCAUAAGGUUUCGGUCUGCAAAUGAGCAACGUUUCCUGAGGUCGAAGAGCGCUGCUAGACCACUUUGGGAGACGUUGAUCAAAGAACUGGCCAUUGAGGGCAAGAUCACACCCCAACAGGUGUCAAAGAAGUGGGAAAACCUCAAGAAAAAGUACAAGGAGCUAAAAACCCCAAGAACAGGAUCAGGAACGGAUGCGGGCGAGGUAACGGCUGCCACCUGGCAGUUCUUGGGCGACAUGCAUGAGGUUUUGGGUGCAAGGCCUUCAAUGGAUCCUCCUGUAGUGGUCGCAUCUUUUGGUGAUGCUGAUCCAACAGCAAUUCUCCUGGAGAUGGUUGAGUCCACAUGCAGCGACACCUCAGGCACAUCAGACUCAGCAGCCUCUCCCAUGGCUAGCCCGAGUCCCCCAACACAUUCCCCCCCAAAAAAGAAGAAGAACUCCUUGUUGAAUUUCCUCAUAGAGGAGAGCGCAAAAGAGCAGAAGCGCCAUGAGGAGAGUGAAGCCAAAACUGAACGAUUUUUAGGCCUGUUUGAACGGUUAAUUGAAAAAAUAUAAUAGAACUUAAUGCAUAUUGUUAAUAAGAUUAUUUAGAUGUUAUAUAUUUUUUUUACUCUGUGACCACAUGAUUUGCUGUAAUGUUAUUUAUAUGAAUAUGUUUUUAUAGAAUUAAAUCUUGUAAAUAUACUUGACUGUA